Fonticula alba is the source of this 414-nucleotide messenger RNA. RefSeq lists its product as hypothetical. NCBI's taxonomy places the organism in Eukaryota, Rotosphaerida, Fonticulaceae. Bases 1 to 414 code for a protein of 137 amino acids. Gene Ontology annotation, molecular function: 3-hydroxyacyl-CoA dehydratase activity. The transcript has 3 exons. Gene Ontology annotation, biological process: fatty acid elongation; sphingolipid biosynthetic process; very long-chain fatty acid biosynthetic process. The record is from RefSeq and is a predicted model, not a curated record. Gene Ontology annotation, cellular component: endoplasmic reticulum membrane.
AUGACCACCCUGAUCCAGGUUUGCUCUCGCCUGUUCAUCGUCUGGUCCAUUGGCUACUCGAUCGAGCAGUCCCAGUCCCACUGGUCCUUCACCACCAUGGUGGUCUCCUGGUGCAUCACCGAGGUCAUCCGCUACGUGUACUACGCCUUCAACCUGAUUGGUGGCGUCCCCUCCCUGAUCACCUGGCUCCGCUACACCACCUUCUUCAUCCUCUACCCCACCGGUGCUGGCAGCGAGUUCGUCUUCGCCUACUGCGCUCUGCCCUUCAUCCAGAACAUCUACCUGUACUACUUCGUCUGCUUCACCCUGGUCCUGUACUUCCCUCUCUUCCCCGUCCAGUACUUCCACAUGAUCAGCCAGCGCCGCAAGUACCUCGGCCGCGGCCGUUCCUCUGGCAAGGCCAAGACCCAGUAA